This is a messenger RNA of Galeopterus variegatus (Sunda flying lemur), 3604 nucleotides long. It is a transcript of the gene ZNF613, whose product is annotated as zinc finger protein 613. Gene Ontology annotation, molecular function: RNA polymerase II cis-regulatory region sequence-specific DNA binding; DNA-binding transcription factor activity. Bases 261 to 2126 code for a protein of 621 amino acids. The record is from RefSeq and is a predicted model, not a curated record. The transcript has 5 exons. NCBI's taxonomy places the organism in Eukaryota, Metazoa, Chordata, Mammalia, Dermoptera, Cynocephalidae. Gene Ontology annotation, biological process: regulation of transcription by RNA polymerase II.
GAAGAAUUUAUCGAAGUGCAGCUUCUAGGAAGUGCGGGUGGGUUAAGGAGAAAGUCAGUCCACAGGUCCUGGCUCCAAGAGCAAGACACAUCAAGUGAAGAGAGGAGGAGACUCCAGGACCCAGAUAUCAUCAUUUGUGGGGACAUCCUUGACUGGAGGAUUAACUAGAAAUUAAUGACUAACUAGAAAUUUAGAGCAGUUCAAGAAGAGACUAAAGACACGGUAUCCUAAUUACUGGCUACUUCCCAUAAGAGAAGAAAAUGAUCAAGGCCCAGGAAUCACUGACACUGGAGGAUGUGGCUGUGGAGUUCACCAGGGAGGAGUGGCAGCUCCUGGACCCUGCUCAGAAGGACCUGUACUGGGAUGUGAUGUUGGAGAACUACAGCAACCUGGUGUCAGUGGGGUAUCAAGCCAGCAAGCCAGAUGCACUCACCAGGUUGCAACGAGGAGAAGCAUGGACAAUAGAAGAUGAAAUCCAUAGUCAAAUCUAUCUAGAAAUCAUGAACGUUGAUGGUCAUCUACAGAUACACUCACAAAACCAAAGAUGUCUGAAGAGAGUGGAACAAUGCCAUGAACAUAAUGCAUUUGGAAGCAUCAUUCAUCAGAGGAAAAGUAAUUUUCCUUUCAGGAAAAAUCAUGAUAUAUUUGACUCACAUGAGAAAACACUGAAAUCAAAUUUAAGUUUACUCAAACAGAACAGAACCUAUGAAGUCAAUAAUCCUAUUGAGGUUAACAGAGAUGGGAGUUCACUCCUCCAUGCCAAGCAUGAACAAUUUCAUGCCAAAAUGGAAUUCCCUGAACGUAGAAAUUCUAUGAAUACAGAUUCACAAUUCAUUAAGCAUCACAUAACUCAAAAGGUAGAUAAACCCCAUGUAUGCACCGAAUGUGGGAAGACCUUUCUCAAGAAGUCUCGGCUCAUUGACCACCAGAGAGUUCAUACAGGAGAGAAACCUCAUGGAUGCAGUAUAUGUGGCAAAGCCUUCUCCAGAAAGUCCAGGCUCACUGAGCAUCAGAAAACUCAUGUAGGAGAAAAACAGUAUGAAUGCACUGAAUGUGACAAAGCAUUCCGCUGGAAAUCACAGCUCAUUGCACAUCAGAAAAUUCAUACAGGAGAGAAACCCUAUGUAUGCAGUGAUUGUGGAAAAGGCUUCAUCAAGAGGUCUCGGCUCAUUAAUCAUCAGAGAGUUCAUACAGGAGAGAAACCACAUGGAUGCAGUCUGUGUGAGAAAGCAUUCUCCAGAAAGUCCAGGCUCAUUGAACAUCAGAGAACUCAUACAGGAGAGAAACCCUAUGAAUGCACUGAAUGUGACAAAGCAUUCCGCUGGAAAUCACAGCUCAAUGCACAUCAGAAAACUCAUACAGGAGAGAAAUCAUAUAUAUGUAGUGAUUGUGGAAAAGGCUUUAUUCAGAAAGGCAAUCUCAUUGUACAUCAGCGUACUCAUACUGGAGAGAAGCCUUAUAUAUGCAAUGAAUGUGGAAAAGGUUUCAUUCAGAAGGGCAAUCUCCUUAUACAUCAACGUACUCAUACUGGAGAGAAACCCUAUGUAUGCAGUGAAUGUGGGAAAGGCUUCAGCCAGAAGACAUGCUUAAUAUCACAUCAGCGAUUUCACACAGGAAAGACUCCCUUUGUAUGUACUGAGUGUGGAAAAUCCUGCUCACACAAGUCAGGUCUCAUUAAUCAUCAGAGAAUUCACACAGGAGAGAAACCCUAUAAGUGCAGUGACUGUGGGAAAGCUUUCAGAGAUAAGUCAUGCCUUAAUAGACAUCGGAGAACUCACACAGGAGAAAGACCCUAUGGAUGCUCUGAUUGUGGGAAAGCUUUCUCCCACUUGUCAUGCCUUGUUUAUCAUAAGGGAAUGCUGCAUGCAAGGGAGAAACGUGUAGGUUCAGUUAAGUUGGAAAAUCCUUUCUCAAAGAGACAAAGGUCAUCACAUGAUAGUGAUCUCACACAGGAGAAAAAUCCUGUUGACAUGGUGACUAUGCAGAUGCCUUCUGUGGUAGCUCAGGCUUCAUUAAACAACAAUGAAUUACAAGCAGAUAGGAAUGUAGCUAUUGUGGGACAGCCAGUGGCCAGAUGUUCAUCCUCAGCAUAUAAUAGAAUUUGCACAGAAGAGAAACGUUAUUAGUACAGUGAAUGUGGUAGUGCUUUCAGUGAUCAAUUACGUCAUAUUUUAUGACACAGGAAUAAACUGUGAUACAUUCAAGGUGGAAAACCCUUGAGUAAAACUUUCUACGUGAUUAUGUGGGUGACAAGUGUAUACUGAGAGAAAAGUAGUAUGAAUACAGAGACUGGGAAAGUCUUUUUAUGGAGUAGACAGACCCUAUCCAGUGAUAAUAGAUCACAGUUCUUCAAUGAACUCAUACUUGGUAGAAAUAAAAUAAUCAUGGAGAAGUCCUUGGCCAAAUAAGACCUCAGUAGGUGUCAGAGACUUCAUGCAGGAGAGAAACUGUUGGAAGACAUUCAAAGGCAGGGAAUGUGGCAGGGUUGCUGAUGGUACAUUCUCCCUCAUCAAUUGUCAGAAGUCAUAUUGAAAUAAAACUAUGAACAUAAUAACUGGAACAUUUUCAGCAAAAUAUCAGUGAAUAUGAAGCAAAUAAGCCCUGUGAGAGUGAAGAAUAUUUUAGAGGUCUUUAUCACAAGUCUGACAUCAUUAUACAUCAGAUAAUAUAUAUGAUAUGCAUUUUAGGACAAUAUACUUUGAAUCAAACUCCUAGUUGUUAUGUCAGUGACUUCUUAUUUAGAAGAAAGUGAGUGGUGUUGCACAUCACUGGCUAAAGUUACAACACAAUGCAACUUCCCCCUUUUAAUCAGCCUUCUUUUCCCACUCAAGAUCACUAUGAUUAGCUCUUGCAUAUCUUUGGUUCUAAAUUUCUUGUUAUUUCAGACUACUGAAGUUCUUCAAAAGGAAACUGAAUAUACUUAAUUCAAUAAUGUAACAUAGCAUGUUUGGAUGUGUUUAGCUUUAUGAAUACCACCCCAGGAGAAUGAAAUUAAAAAAUAAUAAAUAACCAAUCAGCCAGGUUCUUACCCUAGAAGGUAGUUCUCAUCCUAACCCUGUGAUUUGUCUGUUGUUGGUAUACACACCACUCAGAAAAUUUUUUUAUCAAAUAUUUCCUUCACUUGUUGCUGUUGUAGGAAUUGUAGAUGAUGGCAGUGAUGGACAAACCAAAAGCCCUUGCUGUUUUGAGCCAGCAUUUUUUUUUUAUGGUGGAUUAUAUGCAUGUAGCAAUUUUAUCUUCUAGCAAAUGUAGUCAAAGGAUGUAUAUACCUACAUUAGUUGAAAAGGACAUACAGGAUAAGGAUCAAAUCAUCCUGAAUUUUUUAUUAAAGGGGCAUAUUAUUAUUUGGAGUGGUAGGGGGAGAACUCACUUAAGUUUACUUACAUAAAACAAGGUAUGAAUACUUUUUUUACAGUUCAUAUCUCUGUACCUAGAUUAUAAAUUCCUUGAUAGUUUGAAGAUAAUUGUAUAUUGCCCAUCACAUAGCAAAAUAGAAAUUAAUUAUAUGUAGAUUUGGAACAUGAAUGAAGAUGAUGAGUUAUAUUAUAAACCAAUAAAUCAAAAUUAUUUUUGUCAUUAAAGGAAAGAAACUACUGGAAAGAAA